Raphanus sativus (radish) is the source of this 1308-nucleotide messenger RNA. RefSeq lists its product as uncharacterized. Bases 1 to 1308 code for a protein of 435 amino acids. Lineage: Eukaryota; Viridiplantae; Streptophyta; Magnoliopsida; Brassicales; Brassicaceae. The record is from RefSeq and is a predicted model, not a curated record. The transcript has a single exon.
AUGGACAUUCCCCUGCAGUUUAGGGCCGCUCAAACAUUCAGAAGUGUUGGAGAGGCAAUUGGCAAAGUCCACGGAGAGGUCGACCUACGAGAAGGACGAGUUCGUGUGGAGCUAGAUGGAUUUAAGCCGUUGGUUUUCUCAAUGGCAAUCGAGUUUGAGGAAGGUGUGGAGAUUAUGGUGUCUCUCAGAUACGAAAAGCUGUUUGGGUUUUGCAAGGAGUGCUUUAGCCUGACACACGACCACACUCGAUGCCCUAUGUUGCAGAAAGAGUUGGGGCUUGUGGAAGAAGGGGCAGGAAGUAAGCCGGUGGCAGGGCAUCAAGCAUCAAGCUACAAAGGUGCUGUCACACAUGGUGAUGGUUCGGCUGGUACAAGCCACGAUGGUCAGCAGUAUAGAGGCCCUAUGAAAAGUGGAAAUAAGGGUAAGGGGAUUAUGAGGGAGAGGCCGGGACCCUAUAAGCAACCUGGUACCUACAAAGAAAGGCUCCCUAGAGGCAAUGGAGAUGGGUCUUCGUUCAGGGGCAGAACCUAUGGUUACCAUGAGAGGAGGAAUAUGCCUCACAAUGGUGGGCUUCAGCAUCCACAAAAUGGAGAAGAUGGUCACCAGAAACUGAUGAUGGAUGCCUUUAAAGGUGGGAAUCGAUCUUCAAAUCAGGUUGGCUCUAAAUCUACAGGGGUGAGGAAACAAGGUGAAACUCCUAAAGCCUGCAAGGCACUUCUUUUUAAUGAGGAGUCAGCGCCUGAGGUAAACAAGGAGGAGGCAGCAGUAGAUGUGGUUAGGAAGGAACAGACUGAACUGGAAGCGGUGCAAUUUCAAAGGCUACCCGAAGGUAUGCUUGUGCAAACGGCAAAGGAGGAUGAGAAGCCUGAUUCAGACCCUCUUGAUGAUGCGAAUCUGAUGGUGGAGAGCGCCAUCCUUUCGGAUUCUGAGCUUCUAGUUGAUGUGGAGGAGGGCGAGUUCCAGGAGUGGGAACAAGGGGAGAUAACAGAUUUCAUGGAGGAGGAGGAAGUGGUGGUGCCGGAUAAGAAUGAUGGUAGUGAUGUGGUGGAAGCACAAGACAAGGAACUGGAAGCUGACGAGAUGGGGGAAGAAGAACGCGACAACAAUGAUGAGACUCGUGAGAAGCCACCAAAAAAGAAAGGAGGCAAACCAGGUUCACUUGCGAUUGGAGGCACCAUGAAGAUGCGCUUGGUUCAGAAUUUGGUCUCCCCCCGCAAGAAGAAUGUGGCGAAGAUAGGGGCGAAGACUGGUGACAAAGGUGCUGGAGCAUCAAAGAAGGCCACCAUGAAGCCAAAGACAUCUGAGUAA